GCGACAACUCUCUUAGAUUUCGUCGUCUUUAUAGUAGGCAAAAUGUCAGGGAAACCAAUCGUUAAAAAGAAAAAACUUUCAAUAGAAGAAAAAACAGCCAUUUCGCUGGAAAAAAAACUUGCUAGUGAUAAAAUAAAAACAGAUGCCAGACGGUUAAAGCGAAAUCCAUUAAACCUCCCGUUUGUUUCCAGGUAUGGGGAUUUCAAAGAAGAAAAGAAUGAAAUACUUGCCAGAAAAGCUGUUAAUAAAGUUUCUAAAAUGAAAGGUAAUCAUAUUUUGAGACCAAAGUUAACCCAAAGACAUAAUUUACUCUUUUUCAAUAUGGGAUUGGUAAAUAAAAACCCUGUUGAGGAAAGUGAAACAGACCUUCUGCCUCACAAUGGAAAUGAACUCGAACAACAUUCUUCUACAUCUGCAUAUGAUACGAUGACUACAGCUGACAGCUGUGCCAGCACAGUAUUGUUGUCCGGUUUGGCAAGCCAACCAGAGCUUGAGCCUCAAAGUGAUAUUGAUCAUCAUCUUUCCACCUCUUUCAAUUAUACCAUGUACUAUCAGAACAGCUGUACCAACACUCUAUUAAGUUCCUGUUUGGAACAGAUGGAAAUGGCUGCUAGUAUUCACAUCGAGGCUCUACAAGGAGAAAGAGUCACCGAACAGCAGCCAUCUUCAAAAAAAAAGGAUGAAGCAGCAGAAGGAGAGAAGGCUGAAAAUUUGUGGAAAGAAAAACAAGAGGAUGUCUACAAGGCUUUCGAAACAUCACAUGCCUCAUCUGCUCAUGGGAGGAUGUGUUCUUCAGAUGGAUGUCUUAAUUCCCUUUUUGACCAUCAUAUUCGCUGUGAUGAUUGUAAGUCGUUGUCUAUGGCGUAGGUGUAGCGUUUCUGUAUGUGAUGCUUGAGAUCGAUGUUUGCUUCCAGAUGAGGUGAGGAAUUAUUGUGGUUUUCUUACGAGAAAUUCUCGUUUAUAUAUAAAACCAGUUUUCAUCGUGCAAUAUGUGUUUUUUUUUUGUUUAUUAAAUAACUUAAAAAAUAAUAAUUCACUUCGUUCUAAAAAAUUAAUAUUCCCAGCAUAUUCGAAUGAAAAUAUUAUAAAGAUACGAAAUGUUUCACAAUUCCUUAUCGAGAAUCGAACACUGAUCUACGGCGUCGCAAUCAGAUGCUCUACGCAUAUGCCAUCGGUAUCGAUAUAAUUGUGCACAGGCAGCUCUAUGACUUA
Daphnia magna is the source of this 1212-nucleotide messenger RNA. RefSeq lists its product as uncharacterized. Lineage: Eukaryota; Metazoa; Arthropoda; Branchiopoda; Diplostraca; Daphniidae. The coding region runs from base 43 to 867 and encodes 274 amino acids. The record is from RefSeq and is a predicted model, not a curated record. The transcript has a single exon.